CUUUGCGCUAAAACGUGAGACGUGAUUGCAAGCACUGUUGCGGUAGCACACGCAAAGACACCGCAUCGCUGCGCUACUACUGCGCCAGCACAAGCGCCGCACCUUAAGCCGCCGCAGCGGAGAUAAGCUUAGCCUCUCCCCACCAGCCAUUUUCAAACCCAUGGCCGCCUUAGCGCAAGCCGCGUCCUUCGGCGUCGUGGGCCUCGGCGUGAUGGGCUCCAUGCUCGCCCUGAACCUCGCCGAGAAGACCGGUGAAAAUAUAGCCGGCUUUGAAUUAGACCCGAGCAAGGCCAAGGCCGCCGAGGCCAAGGCGACCAAGGAGGGUUUGGGGAGUGCCUUCAAGGCCUACACGGAUCUGAAGGAGUUUGUGGAUGCCCUCACGACCCCUAGAAGGAUCGUGAUGCUCGUUCCCGCGGGCAAGCCCGUGGAUAGUGCACUGGCGGCUUUAGGACCACUGCUAGACCGGGGCGACUGCGUUGUGGAUGGAGGCAACGAGUGGUACGAAAAUACCGAGAGAAGAGCGGCGCAGUUCUCGUCGUUGGGACUGCAUUACGUGGGGUGCGGCGUUUCUGGCGGCGCCGAGGGCGCGCGGCACGGGCCGUCGCUCAUGGCCGGCGGGCCGCGGGAGGCCUUCGACCUCUUGGAACCGACCCUGAAAAAGAUCGCGGCGCAGGUCGACGGGCCCUGCCUGGGAUAUUUCGGCUCUGGUGGCGCGCGGUGUGGAAAUCGCUGUUUUCGGCUCAAACUCGGACAAGACCUCCGUGAGCUACACGCGACCGUAUCCAGAGAGCAGCAACUCACUCAGACCAUGAGAGACCACGAAUUGAAGGGCGCUUGAACUUUCUCACACAGGCGGCGCGGGCAACUACGUCAAGAUGGUGCACAACGGCAUCGAGUACGGCGACAUGCAGUUGAUCGGCGAGGCGUUUUUAUUACUAAAAAACACGCAGAACGGCAAGGGGUUAUCUAGAACUACCAAAGAUUGCGCUAGAAUAUUUGACAAGUACAACCGCGGCAAGCUCAAGAGUUUUUUAGUGGAGAUCACGGCCGGACUCCUGAAGAAGAGGGAUGAUCGGUCCGACGCCAUGCUCGUGGACCAGGUCCUCGAUUCGUGUGGUUCGAAGGGCACGGGCAAGUGGACGGUCCAGGAAUUUGCGGAGAAAGGCGUCGCCUGCGGCACGGUCGCGGCGGCGCUCGAGGCUCGCUACCUGUCGGCCCUGGUGGCGCAGCGAAGAAGGUUCGCUUCUAUUGCCACUGUAGGAGUGCAUGAAGAUUUAUGUCCUAGAAUUCCCGAGGCGGUGUUGGAGGACGCUUUGUUAUGUGCCAAGAUCUGCUCGUACGCGCAAGGCAUGUCUUUGAUCCGAACGACGUCCUUACAAAAAGGCUGGGCCGCCGAGCCCGAUUCCGUGUUGAGGUGCUGGCAAGGAGGAUGUAUUAUAAGAGCGGAUCUACUGAAAGAUUUUAGAAAGGCGUACGCGGACGAUCCUUCUCUUGAAAAUCUGUUGAUGCACCCUUCUAUUGUGGCUAUACUCACGAAAGAUCGCAUCCACGCCUGGCGCGCGGUGGUGGGCGUGGCCGUGCAGAGAGGUUUACCGGUGCCCGCGCUCUCGGCUUCGUUAGCUUAUUACGACUCGCUGCGCCGGCCUUAUUUGGAGAACGCCUCAUUAAUCCAAGCGCAACGCGACUGCUUCGGCGGGCACACGUACCGCAGGAGGGACGACCCCGACGGGACGCACACGACGCAGUGGCUCGCGUGAGUCGUAGGCGGCCCUUCUCCCCUUUAAGCUUGUGAGGAACCUUA
Messenger RNA from Pelagomonas calceolata, 1801 nucleotides. The record is from the annotation of a GenBank genome assembly. NCBI's taxonomy places the organism in Eukaryota, Pelagophyceae, Pelagomonadales, Pelagomonadaceae.